AUGUACAUGCAGGCUCGUCAAUUGGUGGACACAGUUACCAUGACACAGAAUUGGUUACUGGAAGAUCGAUAUGUUAUUUACGAUAAUUUUGUACCAUACCAGGAACUAAGUUAUAAUAUAUUAGUGUUCGUGCUCUGGUCACCCUUCUUGGUGAAGGGCACGGAGAAGGCCAAGGGAGGAGCGACUGGAGCAGAAUUGGAUGUACCUGGAUCAGUCGAGCGAGUGGUGGGCGGCGGAGUUCUGGGACGACAAACAACGAAAAAUCAGAAGGAGCCACAGAGCCGGAAACAUGGCGAGGCGCUCCUUUUUCCCCAGAGCCCAGACCCAACACGUACCGCUGCCGGUGACGAUCUGCUCAAAGUGCCGGUGUCCCCAUGGGUGCUCCGUGCUCCAGGUUCCGUCGUGCAGGGGCAAGCAAGGGACGACACCGCAGCCCCAAACGCAGCUGCUCGCCACUCGCCGCGGCGAUGCUCGUCGGAGGUGCCGGGAGCUCACCUCAUGAAGACGGACGAACAAGAGCAGACCGGAAUGGCGGAGUCGCCAGAGCAUGCACCGGAGGCAGAUCCAGAACAGGAGCCAGACCGGCGCCAGCUGCGACACUGGUGGAUGAAUCGGCAUAUGCAGCGAAGAGCAGCGCACUGCAGGCCGAAGGACGGCGGACGGUGUGAGUUCUGCGGGCGGACAGAAUGUCUGUUGCAGGCCGAAAAUGAAGCAAUGUGA
Miscanthus lutarioriparius is the source of this 720-nucleotide messenger RNA. Lineage: Eukaryota; Viridiplantae; Streptophyta; Magnoliopsida; Poales; Poaceae. The record is from the annotation of a GenBank genome assembly.